Molecule: messenger RNA, 940 nt
Organism: Phlebotomus argentipes
Lineage: Eukaryota; Metazoa; Arthropoda; Insecta; Diptera; Psychodidae
Product: RRP15-like protein
Exons: 2
Coding region: 78-911 (277 amino acids)
Biological process (GO): maturation of LSU-rRNA; maturation of 5.8S rRNA
Cellular component (GO): preribosome, large subunit precursor
Source: RefSeq, a predicted model, not a curated record
GCUAACUUCACGAUUGUUGAUAUUUUGGAAAAACACGUGUUUUCGCAGCUUAGGUAAUUUUCACAUUUUUCACCAAUAUGAGUGCUGUGAAAUCAUCUGUGACGGUCGAAGAGGAUUUUCCAGAUCAGAACGAACCAAUAAUCGCGGACGAGGAUGAUGACCGUGAUGGAGACAUUUCUGGCUCAAAUUCCUCUGAUGGUGAGGAAACUGAGAAAAAAUCAGGAUGGGCAGACUCAAUGGCACGUGUUCUGGCUGAAGAGAAGCCUAAAAAUAAAUCAACGGUGAUCUUCGCCAGAGCAAAGAAAGAGGCGAAGGAUAGCGAAAAGAAGAAGCUGUCAUUUGAGAUUGAAGGGGAAAUCAAGCCAGCCGAAAAGAAGCCUUCAAAAGAAGAGUUGGAUAAUGAGGUUGCUCGGGUGAAGAAUGAACGUUUGGACAGGAAGCGAAAGAGGGAGGCUUUACGGAAUCUCAGUGUUCAGCCCGAUAUCACAGAAAAGUCCCGAGAAUUGGCUCUGAAGCGCGUAGCAACCAGAGGAGUUGUUCAGCUCUUCAACGCUGUCCAGGCGCAGCAGAAGGACAUCUCAAAGCGUCUGGAGACAGAAAAGUUGGAACACAAGAGAGAAAAGGUGCUGAAGAAUGUGAACAAGACAGCUUUUCUGGAUGCUCUGAUGGGAGGCCCUCGCGCCAAGUCGGAGCUCAUAGAUAAUCCGGUGAAGAGUGAAGAUGUCAAGGACGAAGAUGAGGAGAGUGAUGAGGAGCCUGGUCGGCCGUCGACUUGGAAUGUACUGCGAGAUGACUUCAUGGUGCCGUCAAAGAAGAACAAAGAUUGGGACAAGAUGGACGAGGAAGACGCGGAGGAUGACAAAAGGAGCGAGCCGGAAGACAAUGAAGACUCUAAUGAAGAGAGUGAUUAACGAGAUGAAUAUAUUUUAUUUGAUAAGCA